This is a messenger RNA of Pyricularia pennisetigena, 363 nucleotides long. RefSeq lists its product as uncharacterized. The transcript is spliced from 2 exons. The record is from RefSeq and is a predicted model, not a curated record. NCBI's taxonomy places the organism in Eukaryota, Fungi, Ascomycota, Sordariomycetes, Magnaporthales, Pyriculariaceae. The coding region runs from base 1 to 363 and encodes 120 amino acids.
AUGCCUCAAUUUCUCUUCCACACGCAGUCGACGCAGCCGCUCAUGCAGCAGUGGUCCGGCUCCUCGGGUUUGGGCGGCACCAGGACGCCGGCCACCAUCUUGCCCUUCUCGCGCAUCUUCCUCAGGCGCUCGCGGCGUGCGGCCGGGCCGGCCAGAGGGGAGCCAAACACGAUGCGCGCCUUCUCGGCCGCGUCUGCAGGUGGUGGUGUCGGCGUUGGAGACGUGAAAGAAGGUGGAUUUUCUUCUGAAUUUGCCGGAGCAAGGCUCUCCGCUGGCUCCUUGGGUUCUUGGGCCGCGGAUGACGGCGGGCUCAAGGGGUUGAGAUGUCUGUAUGGCGGAGGAUCGGUGAGGAGGAUGUCGUAG